Molecule: messenger RNA, 2905 nt
Organism: Diceros bicornis minor
Lineage: Eukaryota; Metazoa; Chordata; Mammalia; Perissodactyla; Rhinocerotidae
Gene: S1PR5
Product: sphingosine-1-phosphate receptor 5
Exons: 2
Coding region: 444-1640 (398 amino acids)
Biological process (GO): G protein-coupled receptor signaling pathway
Cellular component (GO): membrane
Molecular function (GO): sphingosine-1-phosphate receptor activity
Source: RefSeq, a predicted model, not a curated record
AAAAUGGGGAGGGAUCGGUGCCCAGGAGCCCGAGGACAGACAGGACCCCUCUGCUGGGGGAGAAGAGGCUCGGGCUGCGGCCGCCGCUACUGAGAAUCCUCCCCUUCCCGCGUCUCCGGGUCCUCCCACUGCGACGGAGCGUCCCUGGGAGGGCAGCCCGGGCCCGGAGGGGGGAGCCGAGGGCUCUCCAGUGCCAGUCGCCGCCGGGGCGCGCUCCGGUGCCACAGGGUGGCACAGGCUGGCAGCCACGGGCUGGGUGCCCGGGCCCCAAGGGGAGGGGGCGACUGCUCGCGACGGCCAGCGGUGCGCGUUGAGGGCCCGCCCCCUCGCCUGGCAGCCAGCUCCAGCCCCGCCCCCUCGAGCGGCAUCUGCUCACUCGGCUCAAGGCAGCGCGAUUCCCGAGGGCGCACGACCAGGGCGCAGGGACUUGGGGCGGGCGGCCCAUGGAGCCGGGGCUGCUGCGGCCCGCGCCGGUGAGCGAGGUCAUCGUCCUGCAUUACAACUACACCGGCAAGCUCCGCGGUGCGCGCUACCAGCCCGGCGCGGGGCUGCGCGCCGACGCCGCCGUGUGCCUGGUCGUGUGCGCGCUCAUCGUGCUCGAGAACUUGGCGGUGCUCGUCGUGCUCGGACGCCACCCGCGCUUCCAUGCGCCCAUGUACCUGCUCCUGGGCAGCCUCACGCUGUCCGACCUGCUGGCAGGUGCCGCCUAUGCCGCCAACAUCCUGCUGUCGGGGCCACUCACACUGAAGCUGUCCCCCGCCCUCUGGUUCGCGCGUGAAGGCGGCGUCUUUAUGACGCUCGCCGCGUCGGUGCUGAGCCUCCUGGCCAUCGCGCUGGAGCGCCUCCUCACCAUGGCGCGCCGGGGACCCGCGCCCGCCGCCCGUCGGAGGCGCAUGCUGGCGCUGGUGGUCGCCUCCUGGGGCGUGUCGCUGCUCCUGGGGCUGCUGCCCUCGCUGGGCUGGAAUUGUCUGGGCCACCUGGACUCCUGCUCCACGGUCCUGCCGCUCUAUGCCAAGCCCUACGUGCUCUUCUGCGUGCUUGUCUUCGUCGGCAUCCUGGCCACCAUCUGUGCGCUCUACGCGCGCAUCUACUGUCAGGUGCACGCCAACGCGCGGCGCCUGCGGGCGCGCCCGGGGGCUGGCGGGGGCGCCGGGAGCCGGGCGCGCCGCACCCCGCGCUCGCUCGCGCUCUUGCGCACGCUCAGCAUAGUGCUCUUGGCUUUCAUGGCCUGUUGGGGCCCCCUCUUCUCGCUCCUCUUGGCGGACGUGGCGUGCCCGGCGCGCGCCUGCCCCGUGCUCCUGCAGGCCGACCCCUUCCUGGGCCUGGCCAUGGCCAACUCGCUUCUGAACCCCAUCAUCUACACGCUCACCAACCGGGACCUGCGCCACGCGCUCUUGCGCCUCCUCUGCUGUGGUCGCCGCCCCUGCGGUCGAGGCCCGGGCACCUCCCGGCCGUCGGGGAGCGCCGCUGAGGUUUCGGGCGGCCUGCACCGCUGGCUGCCCCCCGGCCUGGGCGGCAGCUCCAGCCGCUCUGAGCGUUCGUCGCCCCAGCGGGACGGGCUGGACACCAGCGGCUCCACCGGCGGCCCCGGCGCGCUCACUACCGCCCAGACCCUGGUGCCUGCACCGGCCGCAGACUGACGCCCUCCGGCCCGCCGCUGCCUUCCUGAGAAAUUAUUUUUGCAGACUUUUUCUCUUUAAAUAAAGGAAUUUGUAGGAAAAGCAGCAGAAGAUGGUGGAGGCAGAAGAGACGCGGGGCAAUGUAUUUUAUUGAUGCUAAACGCCACGGCAGUGAUCACAACAGACAAAAUCGCUGCCCUUCUGAAAGUGACCCUCUGGUGGGGACACAGGCAAUAAUGGAGUGACGAAAUAACGGAGAUAAUUCUAGUGACAAUACAGUGACGCGAUGGCGGUCAGGGGAUGCCUCUCUGAAGAGGGGGUAACAUGUGAUGUGAGCUGAGACGUCAUUGUCCUGGGAAUACUCGAAGGAAGAGCAUUUCAGGGUGAGGGAACAGCAGAUGCAAAGGCCCUGAGGCUGGAAUGUGCCUGUGUGUUCUAUGAAAAGCAAGGAUCCCGAUGUGCCUGGAGCAGCAAUGGAGGGGGGAGAAUGGGAGGAAACAAAGGCAGAGAAAUGAUGGAGCAGGUGGCCCAGGGGUCCACGGGAGGCCUUUGCUUUUGCUCUGAGUGAGAUGGGAGCCAUAGAGGGUUCUAGGCAGAGAAGGGACUUGACCUAGUUCAGAUGUUCACAGAUCUCUGUGAAGGGGGAAGGUGGAAGCUACGAGAACAAGGCGAAGGUGACUGCACUGGCCCAGGGGAGCGAUGACGGGGCCCCAGACCAUGUGGGUUAGGGGUAGAUUUUGGAGGCAGCAACACAAUUACUGAGGAAUUGAGUGUGGAAAUGAUGGAAAGAAAGAAGCCAAUCACAGCUUUCCAGUUUAGGGGACCACCAGACAGGGCACCCUAAAAUUUGACUCUGGGAGACUCAACCAAUUCCUAUCCGAAACAAGACUUCUUUGAGUGUGGUGUCAGAUCCUUCAUACAAAAUAAAAAUAUAAUAAAAUAAAAACAAUGACGGCUUUUGUGCCUGGCUAGUCUCCCCACUGUGGCAGGCCCAGAACACACCUUUUUCCUACCCUUACUGCAACCCUGCAAUGUGGGUUCCUGUACCCCCAUUUGACAGAAGAGGAAACUUCAAGCCUUGUCCCAGUGUCUGAGCCAGGCUCCCAGGUCCCAGGAGGUGCAGGCCUGCUGUCUGGCUCCUCCAGAGGGGUCUGGCAAGGCCCCCUCCCUUGGGGGUCUGCAUUCUGGGCCGGGGGCGAUACCAGGGCCCCUUUUAUGCCCAAAAAAGGCUCCAGGCGCGCUGGCCGCGGCCCCUGGCUGUCCCCAGGCGCAUUCCUGACCCCUGA